Messenger RNA from Magnolia sinica, 369 nucleotides. Its product is annotated as egg cell-secreted protein 1.1-like. Bases 1 to 369 code for a protein of 122 amino acids. The transcript has a single exon. Gene Ontology annotation, biological process: double fertilization forming a zygote and endosperm; regulation of double fertilization forming a zygote and endosperm; regulation of protein localization to cell surface. Gene Ontology annotation, cellular component: vesicle; extracellular region. NCBI's taxonomy places the organism in Eukaryota, Viridiplantae, Streptophyta, Magnoliopsida, Magnoliales, Magnoliaceae. The record is from RefSeq and is a predicted model, not a curated record.
AUGAAGAAUGCAGGAGGCAUUUCAAUGGUCAUGAUCAUAGCUAUCAUGGUCUCAUCGGCAACGCUGCGGGCCGCGCUUGCGGUGCAACAUGAAGAACAUAAACAAAUCCAUUCAAGGCCACCACUUAUAGAAAAAAAGGGACAAAGUUGCUGGUCGUCUCUGUCAAAUAUACCAGGUUGCACCGUAGAGGUGUUGAAGGCAAUACUUCAACUAAACAUCGAUCUGGGGCCUGACUGUUGCAAGGCCAUCGUCCAUAUAGGGAAGAACUGCUGGGCCGAGAUAUUCGGUUUCCUGCCGUUUAAUCCCAUGCUCCCAUCUGUGAUGGAGAAAUAUUGUUACACCGUUUAUGGAAUCCACGCUCUUCAUUGA